GUUUUCGUAGCCACAGAGACUAAUCAUUUAAAAACGAUCAUAAAUCAGGGGAAGCCACCAUUGUAUGAAAGACGGGACAGAGAUUUUUGAAGACUCACCGGCUUGUGACCUAUCUCAGAAGAUUGAAAUCUAUUUGAAAAGAAGUCGAAGAAAUUGAUUGCUUCAAAAUGAUGAAAUUUGUUUGUACGACAAAUGAAAUCAUAACAAUAGAGCAGGACGGGACUUCUGAAAUACUUGUAGAGCACCAUAUAAAAAAGGUCCAACCUACGCUGUUAGUGAAACUCGAGAAUUUAGACUUACAAAUUCGUUUGGAAUGCACAAAAGAGGAGUUUCUUGAGGAAUUGUCAAUGCACCUUGGGCGCCUUAAAUGUUCCACUGACGAAAUAAAUUUUUUCCUUUUUAACGAUUUUACCAAUGCUAUCCAAGUGGAAGAUCUGUACGAGGAUAUAUUCGCUGAAGCUCGCCGUGUAACUGAAAAGGUGAUACAGCAAAAAGAUUUUAACAACUAUGUUAGAAAAAUGAGAGUAUGUAGACAUGAGAUAAAGUACCUCUAUAGCAUAUGGACGCGAUAUGAUUUAAAUAAUGAGGAGCAGUGGAACAGUAUAGUUGAAGUACUGAAGGAUUUAGACACUCUUGCAACUAGCUUCGAAAAGAAAGGGAAAUCAUCAGGACCAUUGAUAUAUACCAAGUAUGACAAUUCAAAGCUUUCCGACAUAAAAAACUUGAAGGCCAUGAGCAACUCAGAUCAGAUUUCUACGUUUAAAAGUCUUUUUAUACAAACUGAAGAACUUGAUUGUGAACCUGCUGUCAGGUACUUGAAAAAGAAAGUAAAACAAAGCUGUUGGUUUUUAAACAGAAGAGAUGUCGCAGCGAAGAACGACUCAGAAAAUGAGCCUUCAUUUGCAGAGAGGUACAUGAAGAUAAGAAAACAAAGGCGUUCAUUUUUAAAGAGAAGGAAUGUCGGAGCGAAGAACUACUUAGAAGAUGAGGUUUUAACAAAAAGAAACAGUGGAUCCUCUGAAUAUGCCAAAACAGAAGAAGAUCAGCCUUCUACAUCUAUAGAACCAAGUGUUAUAACAAUCGAAGACUCAGAAGAUGAGGUUUCAUCAGCAGAGAGAACAAGUGACGAUAAGUCAGAAGACCAGGGUUCAUCAGCAGAGAGGGGAUCCUCACCAGUUACCCUAAUGGAAGAAGAUCAACCUUCUACAUCUACAGGCCCAGUACUGUUUUCUUUCCGUGAAAGAAAUGUUCCAGAAACGGACGAAAGAGAAUAUCUGGUUUUUCCAGCAGAAAGUAGAACAAAUGUUGUAGCGACCGAAUACUCGGAUGAUCAGGUUUCAUCAGCAGAGAGAACAAGUGACGAUAAGUCAGAAGACAAGAGUUCAUCAGCAGAGAGGGGAUCCUCACCAGUUACAGUAAUGGAAGAAGAUCAACCUUCUGCAUCUACAGGUAGAACAAAUGUUGUAGCGACCGAAUACUCGGAUGAUCAGGUUUCAUCAGCAGAGAGGGGAUCCUCACCAGUUACAGUAAUGGAAGAAGAUCAACCUUCUGCAUCUACAGGUAGAACAAAUGUUGUAGCGACCGAAUACUCCGAUGAUCAGGUUUCAUCAGCAGAGAGAACAAGUGACGAUAAGUCCGAAGACCAGGGGUCAUCAGCAGAGAGGGGAUCCUCACCAGUUACAGUAAUGGAAGAAGAUCAACCUUCUGCAUCUACAGGUAGAACAAAUGUUGUAGCGACCGAAUACUCGGAUGAUCAGGUUUCAUCAGCAGAGAGAACAAGUAACGAAGACUCAGAAGGCAAGGGUUCUUCAGCAGAGAGGGGAUCCUCACCAGUUACAGUAAUGGAAGAAGAUCAACCUUCUGCAUCUACAGGAACAACUGUCGUAGCGACCGAAUACUCGGAAGAUCAUGUUUCAUCAACAGAGAGAGUAUCCUCAACUGUUACCCUAAUGGAAGAAGCUCAACCUUCUACAUCGAAAGGAACAACUGUUGUAGCGGCCGAAUACUCGGAAGAUCAUGUUUCAUCAACAGAGAGUGGAACCUUUGAAUAUGCCAAUACAGAAGAAGAUCAACCUUUUACAUCUAUAGAUGGAUCCACUGAAUAUGCCAAUACAGAAGAAGAUCAACCUUCUACAUAUAUAGAUGGAUCCUCUGAAUAUGCCAAUACAGAAGAAGAUCAACCUUAUACAUAUAUAGAAGAAACCUCAAAUAAUUAUAUGAUGGAAGAAGAUCAACCUUCUACAUCUACAGGAAUUAAUGUUGCAGCUACCUACGACUCAGAAUGUGAGAUUUUACCAGAAGAAAGAACAUAUGAAACUCCGGAAAACUCGGAAUCUGCAAAUGCUCCAAUUGCAGGAGAGGAAGUCCUUGUUGACCCCGUCGAAGAGAUGCUCCUAUCCGUGGUGACUGAUACAGUUGAUCCGGAAAGUAUCCCAGAUCCAGAGCCAGAAGAAGAGCCGGUCCUUAUUGAUUUAACCGAAUCAGAUUAACUAUAUAGUUAUUAUUAAGUGUGCAGUUGUAGCCACACAUUUAGUUGUAGUAAUGUAGCAACUGUAGUUACUGUAUUUGUAAUAAUCAUGCAUCUAUGGAUAAAUAAAUUGUAAAA
Molecule: messenger RNA, 2605 nt
Organism: Argiope bruennichi
Lineage: Eukaryota; Metazoa; Arthropoda; Arachnida; Araneae; Araneidae
Exons: 39
Coding region: 168-2489 (773 amino acids)
Source: RefSeq, a predicted model, not a curated record